Messenger RNA from Drosophila sechellia, 1048 nucleotides. Its product is annotated as spaetzle-processing enzyme. Gene Ontology annotation, molecular function: serine-type endopeptidase activity. The record is from RefSeq and is a predicted model, not a curated record. Gene Ontology annotation, biological process: proteolysis. NCBI's taxonomy places the organism in Eukaryota, Metazoa, Arthropoda, Insecta, Diptera, Drosophilidae.
AUGUUCACUUGCAUUCCGUUCGCAUUCAUUCAAUUUUCAUAUUCAACGAAAUUUGACUGCUAUCCGGAUGAGAAGUACGUUUACCUGUUUGAGUGCCCCCAUGUAUAUAGCUCUGGCAUGUCCAGGACAUUGAUGAGGGAGUAUGACAUGGAUGCCUGGUGGCCGUUCCAGAGGAUCUGUUGCCCCCCGCCUGGCAAUAGGCUUCCAAGCCCAGAGAUCUGCGUCCGAAAAUCACUUGCAUACCGAAUUUAGGGUGGUUUGGAUGCAAAACCAAACGAAUACCCCUGGUUGGCCAUGCUCCUGUACCUGAAUAAUCUCACCUUGGAGAUCACACCCUCCUGCACGGGCUCCUUGAUCAACAAUCGCUAUGUCCUGACCGCAGCCCACUGUGUAGAUGGAUUAUCAGGUCACUUGUCGCUGAAAAGAGUACGUCUCGGCGAGCAUAACAUCACCUAUGAUCCAGGCUACAAUCGGGCCUGCAGAGACCAGAACAACCAUUGUGCCCUUCCAAAUCUGGAGAUCGGAUUUGAGAGGAUCAUAGUGCACGGGGAAUACAAAGGCAUUAGCGAAUGGAAAACCGAAUACGAUAUCGCCCUCGUACGACUUAAAAUGCCAGUGCGCAGCUGAGCCGGCAUCCUGCCCAUAUGUAUUCCAAAGCACGGCCUCUUCGCGGAAUCCCAAUUUGAAAUAGCCGGAUGGGGCAACACGAAUGAAUUUAGUCAAUUUAGUAAAGUACCGAAGCACGGAUUCAUCCGGAAAAGGAAAAUCGGAAGGUGCGCAGCCAUGUUUCCGCAUCUGCGCUUAAGCAACAGCUUACAAAUCUGUGCCGGGGGCGACAGUGCCGUCGAUACUGGGGAUUCCGGUUCACCGCUGAUGGUCACGAUGCCCAAUGGUAGUGUUUACUUGGCUGGCAUCACCUCCUUUGGCGGUGAAAAUUGCGGCCAGAUUGGCAGUCCUGCAGUUUACACAAGAACCAGUGCAUUCCUGCCAUGGAUAAAUGAGGCAUUGAAUAUUGACUAAUGGUAAGACAGUUUAAAGUGGAUUAGUU